AUGCGGGACGAAGAGCCCCCGAUGCCACCCCCCUCUCCGACACCGCCGUCGCGCCUCCGACGCACGCUUCACACGCUACGUUCGCCGUUCCGGUCCGGCUCGCCCUUCCACAUCGGAUCGCUCAAGCGCUCUGGCUCUGGCAAGUCCUCCGCCUCAGACGGCGAGAUCGUCCGCGACGAACGCACGAUGCGCAAACGAAACAAGAAACAUCGCGAUGCGGCCAGCGAAGCUUCUCGAAGUACCGAUAGUUCACCGAGUGUUGACAAAAAAAAGAAAGAUAGCGCCGGAGGCAGUUUGCUUCGCCGCAUGGGUAGCAUUGGGAGGAAAAAACCGGAAGGAACUCGCGUUCCUACACCCCCACCACAAACAGAAACUGCGGAGUCAUCAUUAGAAAAAGCUCCCACUCCACCACUUGCGGAAUUAGAGGUGGUAACUCCAGAACCGCCCGUUAGUCCGAUCGCAGUCGAACAUCCAGUCGCUACGCGACCUUUCACUAAAGCGGCCUGGAAGCGCAAAUCGAGUGAACCCGAAAUGGAAAAGCCCAUAGAGCCAGUCGAAGAGCCGAGUCCUGAUAGCGCUUUGCGACGACGAAUAGCGUUCGUCGCGCAGGCGUCUGCUUGCCUCUCGGAAGAUCACGAUGACGGGGAGGAGAGGGGGGAGCAGGAAGUGGGGUCGCUCGAGGAGGCGGUGGCGCUGGCGCGUGUAAAACUCGGCGUUGCGGCGCGCACGCCCUCUCCAGCACAUUCACGCGACGACGUCGACACUGAAGAGGAGGGAUACGCGGACGCGAUGCCAGCCUACGGAGACCUCAUCGAGCCCGACAGCAAGCCGGAGCCAGGCAGCGACGGCGCUGCGGCUGCGGCUGCGGCCCCGUCACACGCAUCCCCGAGUGCAGAGCGUCGGGAGCAUCUGUACAAGAUUCUGGUCAUAGGUGAACUGGGCACGGGAAAAACUUCUAUAAUCAAACGAUAUGUGCACCAGUUCUUCAGCCAACACUACCGUGCCACCAUUGGUGUGGACUUCGCACUCAAAGUUCUCAACUGGGACGCCAAUACGAUCAUUCGGCUCCAAUUAUGGGAUAUUGCAGGUCAAGAACGUUUCGGAAAUAUGACCCGUGUGUACUACAAGGAGGCAGUUGGUGCAUUUAUUGUGUUCGACGUGUCCAGGGUAGCAACCUUUGAUGCUGUGGUCAAGUGGAAAAACGAUCUCGAUACGAAGGUCCAACUGCCUGAUGGGUCGCCUAUACCUUGCAUACUUUUGGCUAAUAAGUGCGAUCAACAAAAGGAAGGUUUAGUUAACUCGCCAGCCAAGAUGGACGAGUAUUGCAGGGAGAAAGGUUUCGCUGGCUGGUUCGAAACUUCAGCGAAGGAAAAUAUCAACAUCGAGGAGGCAGCGCGCUCAUUAGUUAAUAAGAUUCUUCUAAACGACAAACUACUUCAAAGCAACGACGGUAAGGACGCCGAGAAAUUCGCGCUGGAUCACAAGAUUGCAAAUGGCGAAAAUUCACGUGAUGGCGGAAGUAAAUCUUGCGCUUGCUGACCAAUCAAAGUUCGUCACUCACAAAGGCCGAAGAUCGCGUUGAACAAGCAGCGUUCGUUAUUUGCUGCUAACAACGAAUUACUGUUGAUUCUAAUUUUGAAAUCUUGUUAACUCUCUACUUUUUUCAGACAGUUUGCAACUAAAGUGACAUUACAAAGUGCCUAUUGUCGUCGAAUUUAAUAUUAUUGUUUACGUAGAUUAAAUAAUGACUAUAAUGUUUAAGUUCAUGAAAAGUUGAUAUAUUUUAUAUAUGUAGACUUGUAAGGGAGUUGUUUAGUGCCAUCUGGCUAUUGUCAUUUAUUAUACGUAACGUUAGUGUAUGGUACUGGUUUAUUAAGUAUUACUUAUUGUAUGCGCGUGUGAUAGAUGUUACUAUAAAAGUAAUAAAAAUAUUU
Hyposmocoma kahamanoa is the source of this 1934-nucleotide messenger RNA. It is a transcript of the gene Rab32, whose product is annotated as ras-related protein Rab-32. Gene Ontology annotation, biological process: phagosome-lysosome fusion; endosome to lysosome transport. The coding region runs from base 1 to 1539 and encodes 512 amino acids. NCBI's taxonomy places the organism in Eukaryota, Metazoa, Arthropoda, Insecta, Lepidoptera, Cosmopterigidae. The transcript is spliced from 5 exons. Gene Ontology annotation, molecular function: GTP binding; GTPase activity. Gene Ontology annotation, cellular component: phagocytic vesicle; lysosome; late endosome. The record is from RefSeq and is a predicted model, not a curated record.